AGUUGCUAAGUCCACGUAUCAAAAUUUCAGGAAUCAUUUUCUUCUCCUUGAAGCAGCUCGAGAUAUCACAGAGCGGGAUCCGAGCUUCCAUAUCUUGAUCUCUCGGCGAUCAUCGAACCAUGGAAACCAUCAAAAAGUCUGAAGAUGUCGCUAACGUCGAUGUAUACACUGCCAAAGGCCUCCUAACCGUCAGCCACCGGUACUUAGAUGUGAGGACGGAGGAGGAGUUCAAGAAGAGCCACGUUGAGAAUGCAGUGAACGUGCCUUACAUGUUCUCCACCCCAGAUGGAAGAGUUAAAAAUCCUGAUUUUCUCACUCAAGUGGCUGCAGUCUGCAACAAAGAAGAUCACCUGGUCGUGGGUUGCAACAGCGGGGGCAGAUCGCUCCGUGCCUGCGUCGACCUUCUCAAUGCGGGGUAUAAGAAUGUGAACAACAUGGAAGGAGGAUACUCUGCUUGGGUUGACAAAGGAUUUGCAGGGGAUAAACCAGCAGAGGAGCUCAAAACUGCUUGCAAAUUCCGCCCUUAGAAAGGAACAUCAUCGUCUCAGGAAGGCCAGCAAUUGGUGUUUGCGUGUCAUAAUCAUGUUUGUAAUCCGUGCUCCUUGGAGUCAGCCUAAAAGCACAUCGAUCCUUGUUCUACUUGCUAAAUAGUUGGGUUAUGAUACAAAUGUGUUAAUUCAUGUCAAAACAUGAAAUCAGGCAUGUCGUGUCGUGUCGUGUUUUCGUUUUUCUUUCUUGUAACUUGUGUUUUUCGCUCUCUGUCUCGAUGUGAUGUGAAUAAGCUUAUCACUAAUACAUUGUGCAAACAUAUUGCACUGCUCA
This is a messenger RNA of Eucalyptus grandis, 822 nucleotides long. Its product is annotated as protein HIGH ARSENIC CONTENT 1, mitochondrial. The transcript is spliced from 5 exons. NCBI's taxonomy places the organism in Eukaryota, Viridiplantae, Streptophyta, Magnoliopsida, Myrtales, Myrtaceae. Gene Ontology annotation, molecular function: catalytic activity. The coding region runs from base 120 to 527 and encodes 135 amino acids. The record is from RefSeq and is a predicted model, not a curated record.